UCUGAGAGGGUCAUGUUCGAGAAACCGCCCAUUUGGGUUAUAGUUGUGGGCCUAAAUGUCUGCAUUUUGAUAUGGUUGAUCACAGUCCAGGAGCCGGUUAUGUAUGAUGCCUCUACAGCCAUUAUAACCAGUGGCAGCAUCAACAAUAAUAACAAUAACAGAAAUAAUUUACAACAACUAAAUGAUGUGGCUGCACCACCAGCAUUACAACAACGUGUGGGACGUAAUGAUCGUGAUAUAGCUCCACUGUUUUCCGGCAGACAUUUGUCAUUUAGUGAUGUGAAUGGCUCCAGUACGUUUCCAACUACCCUAAAUUGGAAUAUCAGCAGCAGUAGCAGUAGCAACAGCAAUAACAUUAGCCAAACAACUCGUUCUGAGGAAAUCGUACAGAGUACCACCACUGUUACUGACCUGCUAGCGAAUAUACAUUCAUUAACAUCUAGUCUGGGAACGGGAGUUCUCGAAACGAUACAAAGACCAACACCAUCAUGGAUAAAAAUGACUGCUGUUUCAUCAGCACUGCCGGAAGAAGACUUCAAUCAUUUGAUAGAUUUACAUGACUUCCAUUAUCUUGUGCCUCAACCGGUGUGCAGCUCGAAUGUGGAGGCCCUAAUACUGGUGCACUCGGCACCACGCAAUCAACCGAAACGGCAAAUAAUACGCGAAACAUGGGCUAGCAUUGGUCGUCAUAUGGUCGAUUCACCCAUCCGGGUGUUAUUUCUUUUGGGUGCUGUCGCGGAGGAUUCUCUACAGCAUGAGGUUAUGAAGGAGAACAGCGACUAUGCUGAUAUCAUUCAAGGUUCAUUCAUGGAUGAUUAUCGCAAUAUGACCUACAAACAUGUCAUGGCCUUUAAAUGGUUCCUUUACAAUUGUCCUGAUGCCCAGAUAUUAAUCAAAGUGGACGAUGAUGUCUAUGUAAAUACGCCGCAACUAAUUAAAUAUCUGAAGGCCGAACAGCAGAACGAAAAUAUGACGACCGCUGCCAAAAAUGCAGAGACGACAAAUGAGAUGUCGGAGGAACAAGAUGCAAACAAACCCACCAUCAUAACUCUUAAUGAUACAACCAAAAAGACAAAGUCCACCAAGAAAUCUCUUUACGAGUCAUUGAAAAAUUUCGCAAACUCAUUAACUCUCUCAUCAACGUCAUCAUCUUCCGAUUCAUCAGCAGAUAAUUUUACAGCCUCAACGAGGCUCUUUCAUCGACCACAAAAUUUACUGUUCUGCCAGAAGAUUACCGGUUCAUUGGUUAAACGUUCCUAUCGUUCCAAGUGGCGUGUCAGCUUCAAAGAAUAUUCAGAGCGUUAUUAUCCACCGUAUUGUCCCGGCUAUGCCAUCAUCUACUCGCCGGAUGUGGUCUUUCGCCUGUACAAUGCCGCUCAGAAUUUCAAAUAUUUUUGGAUUGAUGAUGUCCACAUAACCGGUGUUCUGGCCCAACAAACCAACACAACAAUAACCACCUCAUCACAUUAUGUUCUCUACAGUGACGAAUGUGAACGUCUAUUGACGGGCAAGACUGAUCUCCAAGAUACGGAAUUUCUGUUCGCUUGGCAUAGUAUAUCGGCUCAGCAAAUCAAAGCGAUUUGGCAUCUGCAAAUGAUGUCGCUCGCCUCACCCGACGAUCUGAUCUACAGGAGAAGUACGAAUCACAACAGCAACAACAGAAGAAAGAAAUCAAAACGACGCCAGGGCUCAAGCUUCAAGAAUGCCAGAUUAGCAUACAACAUCACUACCAACAACAAUUUACUAACAACAUCGGAUGGCUUCAGAUAG
Messenger RNA from Musca vetustissima, 1770 nucleotides. RefSeq lists its product as uncharacterized. Gene Ontology annotation, molecular function: hexosyltransferase activity. The transcript has a single exon. NCBI's taxonomy places the organism in Eukaryota, Metazoa, Arthropoda, Insecta, Diptera, Muscidae. The coding region runs from base 13 to 1770 and encodes 585 amino acids. The record is from RefSeq and is a predicted model, not a curated record. Gene Ontology annotation, cellular component: membrane.